GUUAUAUACGCAUGGAUUACCUGAAUCGAAGAAUUAAGACAACUAUACUCACAGCUCAUUGCGGCCAUGGAGCCUAUAGUCCACCCAGUUUUCGAACACCAAACCUCCACCUGGCAGUAUAUUGUCGCAUGCCCUGAAACCUGCGAAGCCGUCAUCAUCGACCCAGUACUAGACUUCCGCCAGGAGCACUUAGCAAUCGAUACAACAUCAGCGGACGCACUUUUAGACUGCAUCAAUUUACACAAGUAUAAAAUAGUCCGACUCCUCGAGACACACGCGCAUGCCGAUCACCUUACUGCAGCAUCGUAUCUGCAGGAUCGAAUGCAAGAGCAAGGCAGACGAGUCCCUAUCUGCAUUGGGCGACGGAUUCGCGAGGUCCAAGACACGUUCGCUACCCGAUACGGCGUUCACGCCGACGAACUAGACAACGCCUUCGACCAUCUACUGCAGGACGAUGAAACCUUCCUCAUUGGAAAUCUCUCCGCAAAAGUCUUACAUUUGCCGGGGCAUACCCCGGACCAUGUCGGCUACCUGAUCGGUAGUAGUGUCUUCACAGGCGACUCUAUUUUCAACCCCGACGUCGGCAGCGCUCGCUGUGACUUUCCCAAUGGAGAUGCCCAUGCCCUUCACCAAUCCAUGCAAAAGUUGCUUGAAUUGCCACCCGAGUUCAAGCUGUAUACCGGCCACGACUAUCCACCUUCCACUGCUGCACCAAGUCGAGAGCCGAUGCCUUUCGCGACUGUGGAUGAGCAGCGGAAGCGGAACAAACACGUUGGGGAAAGCCGCAAUGAGUUCGUUCAGUGGAGGCAGACAAGGGAUUCGGGGUUAAAGGAGCCAAAGCUACUCCAUCAGGCUCUGCAAAUCAAUAUUCGCGGAGGAAAGUUGCCUCGGAGCCCCGAUGGUAGCCGGAGAAUUUUCUUGCAUAUUCCUGUUACAUUGUCGGAGACGCUGGCUUGAUUUACGUAAGAGGUGGUCGCGCAAUGUCACCAUGUUUGGGUUUCAGAUCCUUCGAUUUUCAAAGGUCGUUUUUUUUGUGUUCUCCGCUGGGAGAUGGAUAAGAAAUCACGACGUACACAACACUGCAGGUAUUGAAGAUGAUUCAGAUAUUCGGGAGGUUAUUAUAUAUUAUGGAUAGGAGGACGUCAAAGUACCACUCGGUUAAGCGUAGCAGAGCCCGUGGAGAUUUAAUCAAGAAAAGACAAAGUAGAAACUAUGUAUCAAGGAGCUCUAGCUAUACUAGAGUCAUAAUUAGCCCCAGGACGGGGUAGAAUGUGAAAUUAGCAAGUCAAUUAGUAGAGGUUGGGGUUUUGAAGAUGACCCCUGGGCAAGUUCA
Molecule: messenger RNA, 1333 nt
Organism: Aspergillus alliaceus
Lineage: Eukaryota; Fungi; Ascomycota; Eurotiomycetes; Eurotiales; Aspergillaceae
Product: MBL fold metallo-hydrolase
Exons: 1
Coding region: 67-957 (296 amino acids)
Biological process (GO): glutathione metabolic process; hydrogen sulfide metabolic process
Molecular function (GO): sulfur dioxygenase activity
Source: RefSeq, a predicted model, not a curated record